Messenger RNA from Linepithema humile (Argentine ant), 1069 nucleotides. The record is from RefSeq and is a predicted model, not a curated record. Lineage: Eukaryota; Metazoa; Arthropoda; Insecta; Hymenoptera; Formicidae.
AUGAUCAAAGCAGACUUGGGAAAUCUAAGGAUCCAUUUAGGAACUCUUUCGCUAGAGGUGAAGAAUAUAAUGGAGAUACGCGAUGAGUUAAAAAGCAAAUUGAAGGAAGUAGGCAGUGUGAUUCCAAAAAUGUCAGAAGCUAUUCUCAAUCUCAGGAAUGAAGUGUCCGAGGAGAUGAGUCUGCACACGAAGAACUUGCUAAAGGCUUUGUCACCGGAAACCGUUAAAAAUAUGAUGAGAAACGAAUUGCAAACAUACGAUGCAGACAAGACUGGAAGAACAGAUUACGCUCUUGAAAGUUCAGAAAACGCGCAUCUCCUCGGCGCAUCGUCGUUACGCAGAUUUUUAACUACAGGCGGUUCGAUUCUUUCGACACGAAACACCGAAUCUUAUUCAACCGGCGCACCUGUGCUCAAUCUGUUCGGCAUACCGCUUUGUCAGCAGCAAAACACACCCCGAGCCGUAAUACAGACCGGCGUUUUGCCGGGCGAAUGUUGGGCUUUUAAGGGCAGCAGCGGCAGCGUGGUAAUCCGAUUACUCAGCUUUGUGCACAUAUCCGGAAUCAGUCUCGAACACAUCUCCUCGUCGAUAUCCCCGACUGGAGAAACCACUACCGCGCCUAGAGAUUUUUCCAUUUGGGGUUUGACGGAUCUUGAGGAUAAGAAACCUUUCUUAUUUGGCAAAUUUACAUACGACAAUACUGGUCCACCGUUGCAAUAUUUCGAGAUCCAAAAUCAAGCAGCAGACGCAUACGAGAUAAUAGAAUUGACAGUCCAAUCUAACAGUGGUAAUCCGGAGUACACGUGUAUCUACAGAAUACGAGUACACGGUACGCUUAGUCGAAUAUAAAUAUGCACAGCAGGUACUGAGAAAUGUAAUUUUUUCAAAUAUAUUUGGACUAAUUACAUAACGUAAUUAAUUAUUGUACAAUCAAAUAUAAUUCAACAAGGAAUAUAAUUUGACCGAGUUUACAGUGGAUAUUGUCGUAAUAAUUUACAAAUUCUCAUGUGAAAUGUAGGUUGCCGCUUGUCGUAGGAAAAGAUUCGCUAUUGCGAUAAUAUAAUAUUGA